CUUAGUGUAAGUACAAUCAAGCUCCGUUACUAUUGGCAAAUACGAAUUGGCCAAUAAGAGAAAUGAACGUCUAGAGAAAUAGGAGGGAAGGGGGCAAAUAAAUUGAACCUGUGUCGUUUUAUUAUUUCUUUUUUCUUUGUUUCUAAUCAAAUGGAUUUUGAAAACAGCAAGGAACUUGGUUUAUAUAUUGCUUAUGGUGCUAUGGUUACCAUGGCUGCAGUACCCAUCUACUGGGGAUCUGUCAGCUCUAUUCGUAGUAUGAAAAGACCUGCCAAUGCAUCCAAACGAAAGAAGACAGAAUCUCCACUUGAAGAUUCCGAUGAUGAAGAUGAGUCGAUCACUGAAAGCCUUUCUUCUGAAGAUGCUUACAUGUUUCCCAUCAUUGGCUCUGGUGUGUUAUUCUCAAUGUAUCUUGUAUACAAAUAUGUGGAUAAAAAAUAUAUCAACUAUGUCUUGACCGCAUACUUUUCAAUUAUGGGAAGUGCUGCAGUUACAAAGGCAUCUUUGGAUAUCUUUAGAAAGGUUGUGCCUGUCUCUUGGUUAAAGCAUGUUGCUAAAUAUAAAGUAACAUUAUCUAAACGAUCUAAAAACAUUUCCCGCUUUAGCUUUACGGUCAUUCAUUUCAUCAUGCUAUUUUUCUCUAUUGCAUUGACCGUUUAUUAUGGUUUAACCAAGAACUGGGUUGCUUCCAACAUUUUUGGCCUUUCGUUCUCUGUCAAUGCUAUUCAAUUGCUAUCACUCGACUCUUUCAAGACUGGUAUGAUCCUAUUAAGCGGUCUCUUCUUUUAUGAUAUCUUUUGGGUCUUUUACACCCCCGUCAUGGUCUCUGUUGCCAAAAACUUUGAUGCACCCAUCAAACUCUUGUGGCCUAGACAUAUCAUUGAAUACAUUUAUGGAAAGGCAACCUCUUUUGCCAUGCUCGGAUUAGGUGACAUUGUGAUUCCAGGUAUCUUUGUUGCCCUGACCUUGCGUUACGAUCGCCAUAUGUCGUGGAAACGUAACCCUGUUGGCGAAUUCAGAUCGACUGAUUUUCCUAAACCUUACUUCACUGCAUGCUUCAUUGCUUAUAUUCUCGGUUUAGUCACUACGACAGCAGUCAUGCACAUCUUCAAUGCUGCUCAACCUGCACUUCUUUACCUUUCUCCUGCCUGUAUUCUCUCUGUCUUGAUCACCGCUGCUAUUCGUGGUGAAUUAAAGGAACUGUUCUUGUAUACCGUCGAAGAUGAAAAGAAGAAGGAAAAGGAUGAUGAAAAGAAGAAGAAAAAAAGACCAGAGUCACAAAUCAUUGAACAAAUUGUUGAAGAAGAAGUAGUUGAAGAAAAGAAGGUUCAAGUAGAGGAAAUUGAAUUAGAAGAGUAAAGAAAUUGUGAAAGACAAGAGAAUAAUAAACUUGUAUGUAAAUACCCCC
This is a messenger RNA of Rhizopus microsporus ATCC 52813, 1408 nucleotides long. RefSeq lists its product as uncharacterized. Gene Ontology annotation, cellular component: lumenal side of endoplasmic reticulum membrane; cytoplasmic side of endoplasmic reticulum membrane; membrane. The record is from RefSeq and is a predicted model, not a curated record. Gene Ontology annotation, molecular function: aspartic endopeptidase activity, intramembrane cleaving. Gene Ontology annotation, biological process: membrane protein proteolysis. Bases 151 to 1359 code for a protein of 402 amino acids. NCBI's taxonomy places the organism in Eukaryota, Fungi, Mucoromycota, Mucoromycetes, Mucorales, Rhizopodaceae. The transcript has 2 exons.